AUGGGCAUAGGCCUCUUAGUGUCUGUCAACCCAGACGACAUUCUCGAGCCCAACCCGACAGGGCUCACGCUCGAUCAAAUCGCCUACUUUGGCAAUUGUCUCAUUGAAAUCACCCCAGAUAACUUCGAGCCCCACUUAGAUUUCCUGCGCCAGAGUUUCUCCAAGCUCGCCAUCUAUGUCGACGUCCGCAAGCUCAAGAGCUGGGAUAAUGUCAUCGACAUCCUCAACAAUGGUGCCUCUAAGAUCUUUGUCACUUUUGAACAGCUAAAAGCCCUCUCGCAAGAGCCGACCAUCUCCCCGGACAGACUUGUUCUCACGAUCUCUCUGGUCAAUCCAAAGACGGACAUUGCCAAGCUCAAUGCUUUUCUCAAAACCAAUCCCAAAUGGAAGACUACAGAGUGGGCGUUCGACGGUGAUAAAGGCAACGACCACAUUGACGAGGUUCUGAAAGAGCUAGAUAACUACCCACCCAGUCAUGACCAAACCAUCUUUGUGGCCGUGUCCAGUGAGACGGAAGGGAGAAAUUUGCUUCAUGAAUAUCCUGGAAAUGCGCUGAUCGUCUCAUCGAAGACCUUGACGUUCGACGCGUCGAAAGAGGGCCAUGAGAAGCUAAUACCUGCCGUGGAGUUGGCGAUUGCCGGAGCUACUGCCGACCGGAAAACUGGACUCUACGCAACCACGGUGGUUGACGAGCGUGAUGUUGCGCUCGGCUUGGUCUGGAGCAGCAAGGAGAGCAUUGCAGAGGCGCUCAAGACGGGUUCUGGUGUAUACCAAAGUCGCAAGAGAGGUCUGUGGCGUAAAGGAGCCACGAGCGGAGACACUCAAGAGCUCAUCAGUAUGGGUUUCGACUGUGAUAAGGACUGCCUGGUCUUUAGAGUGCGUCAAAAGGGCAGAGGAUUCUGUCAUCUCGGAACCAUGUCCUGUUGGGGAAAGAUGUCCGGUCUGUCGAGAUUACAACGGACAAUUCAAGAACGCAAGAUUGAGGCUCCUCCUGGUUCGUACACUGCUCGCCUCUUCAAUGAUCCGAAACUGGUGAAUGCGAAGAUCAAGGAGGAAGCAGAUGAACUUUGCGAUGCGACAUCCAAAGAAGACAUCGCCUCCGAAGCAGCAGAUCUCCUCUAUUUUACUCUUGCUCGAUGCAUUGCCGCGGAUGUUACGCUGGAAGACAUUGAGAGAAACCUGGACUUGAAGAGCCUAAAGGUCAAGAGAAGGAAAGGUGAUGCCAAACCUCAGUACGUGGAAGAGAAGCCCGACAACAAACCAACUCAACUCGAAGCCAAUGGAGUCAGUCGUCACCAAGACGAAGGGGCCAAGGGGGCCGCCUCCAUCCCGAAAUCGCCUUCAGAUCCAGCUGGCUUAUCUUCGUCCGGCCGAAUACAGAUGAAACGAUAUUCUACGUCACAGGCCUUCUCAGAUGACGUCUUGACGGCCGCCUUGCAAAGGCCAUCGCAAAGGUCCAAUGAGAAAAUCAUGUCUCUUGUCCAUCCUAUUAUCGCAGAUGUUCGAAGCAAUGGUGAUUCCGCUGUUCUGAAAUAUACCCAUAAAUUCGAAAACGCAACCAAUCUCAAAUCUCCUGUACUAAAAGCGCCUUUUCCCAAGUCACUGAUGCAACUUUCGGAAGAGACUGUUAAAGCAAUCAAUACGUCGUACGAUAAUAUCCUCAAAUUCCACUCCGCUCAGAAACCGUCAGCACCAUUGGUCGUGGAGACAAUGUCCGGGGUUACUUGCUCCCGGUUCGCCCGACCAAUUGAAAGGGUUGGCCUUUACAUUCCGGGGGGCACAGCAGUGUUGCCUUCGACGGCUCUGAUGCUUGGUGUCCCCGCCAUGGCUGCGGGUUGCACGAAAAUUGUUCUCGCAUCACCGCCUCGAUCCGAUGGCACCAUCACCCCAGAAAUCGUUUACAUUGCCCAUAAAGUUGGGGCAGAAGCCAUCGUCUUGGCCGGCGGCGCCCAAGCAAUCGCAGCAAUGGCCUACGGCACUGAGUCCGUCAGCAAAGUAGACAAAAUCCUAGGGCCUGGCAACCAAUUUGUCACUGCUGCCAAAAUGAUUGUCAGCAACGACACCUCCGCGUCUGUGUCCAUUGAUAUGCCGGCCGGUCCCUCGGAGGUGCUUGUGAUCGCCGAUGACACUGCUGAUCCGGCGUUUGUGGCCAGUGACCUUCUCAGUCAGGCCGAGCACGGUACAGACAGCCAAGUGGUCCUCGUUGCGAUUGAUUUGAACGAGAAGCAGCUCCAGGCCAUCGAAGAUGAAGUGCACAAGCAAGCUCACGAACUUCCCCGCGUGGACAUCGUUCGUGGCGCGAUUGAACACAGCGUCACCAUCUGCGUCACCAGUCUGAAGGAGGCAUUGAAAUGGUCGAACUAUUACGCCCCUGAACACUUGAUUCUCCAAAUUGCCAAUCCACGCUCGGCUCUGCCUGACGUUCAGAACGCGGGCUCCGUGUUUUUGGGUGGCUGGACGCCCGAAUCGGUCGGUGACUAUUCAGCUGGUGUGAAUCACAGCUUGCCCACCUAUGGGUACGCCAGGCAAUAUAGCGGGGUCAAUCUAGGAAGCUUCAUGAAGAAUAUUACCUCCAGUGAGGUUACUGAGCAGGGUGUGGGACAAGUGGGAUAUGCAGUCAUGGAGCUUGCCAGGUGCGAAGGGCUCGACGCGCACAGAAGAGCAAUGGAGAUUCGGAUGGAGAAGUUGGGUUUGGUGGGGAAGAAGAAUACGAUGACAGAUGAGGCUUCGGAGGACAACGAAGAGCAAGUCGCCGAGGAGAAGAAGGAUGGCACCGAGCCGACAACCGACCUCAAGGCCGUUCCUGUUGGAGAGAAAGACGGCCAGAAGGCUCUUGAUGCGGUUGAGAAAACCCCGGAGCCUGAUCAAGCUUGA
Rhinocladiella mackenziei CBS 650.93 is the source of this 2874-nucleotide messenger RNA. RefSeq names its product histidinol dehydrogenase. The record is from RefSeq and is a predicted model, not a curated record. Gene Ontology annotation, molecular function: histidinol dehydrogenase activity; NAD binding; phosphoribosyl-AMP cyclohydrolase activity. Lineage: Eukaryota; Fungi; Ascomycota; Eurotiomycetes; Chaetothyriales; Herpotrichiellaceae. The coding region runs from base 1 to 2874 and encodes 957 amino acids. Gene Ontology annotation, cellular component: cytoplasm. Gene Ontology annotation, biological process: L-histidine biosynthetic process. The transcript has a single exon.